AAACGAAACUCAGAAAGGCCGUUGACUUGCCCCCUACCACAUUUAAUUACUGCAACAGAUAGACUGAGAAGCCAGGUCUUCUCACUCUUAUGAAGCCCUUGCGCUUCAUAGCUACUUCUCUCCGUGAAGUCCAAAUUUCUAGUGUGCUCUGACGUCCUUGAUUUUAUGAUCAUAUAAGGCUGUGGAUCAUUGCUGACAUUUCAGGUCUGAGGCUGCAGAGCUCCGCGCUUGGACAGAAGUGGGAGGGAUUCUCUUCCCGCUAGUUAUCUAAUCUUAACAGUUAAAAAUUUUGUUUUCUUGCAGUGCAAUUGGCAACGUAAGCAUUUUCAAACUGGUGCCGGCCUUAUUUCCGGAGCCAGUUAGCGUUCCAGUUCCGUACCUUGCGGACUGGGGAGGAGCGGCAGGAUCCGAGAGGCUCCGGCCAAGGGUCCGAGCGCGUGGCGGGCCAGCAGUUCCGCCCCGGAGCGGGCCGGGGGCGGGGCGAGCGCGGGCGCCGCGGGCCGGCCGGAAGGAGGAAGGGACGGCGCAGGGGUGAGGUGGGUGCCGGCUGCGGGCGGCUCCGGAGCGGCUUGCGCCAUGUCCGUGCACCCUGGGGGCACCGAGCUCGACCUCAGCUGGAUCUCCAAAAUACAAGUGAAUCAUCCUGCAGUUCUGAGGCGCGCAGAACAAAUCCAGGCUCGCAGAACUGUGAAAAAGGAGUGGCAAGCUGCUUGGCUCCUGAAAGCUGUUACCUUUAUUGAUCUUACUACACUUUCAGGAGAUGACACGUCUUCCAAUGUUCAAAGGCUCUGUUAUAAAGCCAAACAUCCGAUCAGGGAAGAUCUCUUAAAAGCUUUAAAUAUGCACGAUAAAGGCAUUACUACGGCUGCUGUGUGUGUUUAUCCUGCCCGGGUGUGUGAUGCCAUCAGAGCACUCAAGGCUGCAGGCUGUGAUAUCCCUGUGGCAUCAGUGGCCACUGGCUUUCCAGCUGGACAGACUCAUUUAAAAACACGAUUAGAAGAAAUCAGAUUGGCUGUGGAAGACGGAGCCACAGAAAUCGACGUAGUAAUUAACAGGAGCUUGGUGCUGACAGGCCAGUGGGAAGCCCUGUAUGAUGAGAUUCGUCAGUUUCGCAAAGCCUGUGGCGAGGUUCAUCUGAAAACCAUAUUAGCCACAGGAGAACUUGGAUCUCUUACUAAUGUCUACAAAGCCAGUAUGAUAGCAAUGAUGGCAGGAUCAGAUUUUAUUAAGACCUCUACUGGAAAAGAAACAGUAAAUGCCACCUUCCCGGUAGCUAUAGUAAUGCUACGGGCCAUUAGAGAUUUCUUCUGGAAAACUGGAAACAAGGUAGGUUUUAAACCAGCAGGUGGCAUCCGCACUGCCAAGGAUUCCCUGGCUUGGCUGUCUCUUGUAAAGGAGGAACUGGGGGAUGAGUGGCUGAAGCCAGAACUCUUUCGAAUAGGUGCCAGCACUCUGCUUUCAGACAUCGAGAGGCAGAUUUACCACCAUGUGACUGGAAGAUACGCGGCUUAUCAUGAUCUUCCAAUGUCUUAAGUUAGCAGCCAGUUCCAGAAAAGCCCUUUGUAACAACGUUUAGAAAUUAUUUCGCUACAUGACUGCUAAGAUUAUUUAAUUUAAAAAGAGGGGAAUAGGUAACUGACAUUUUCUCCUUUAAAACUGCCAUUGAACUUAAAGAAUGAAAGAAAAAACCUUAAGGUAAUCCACACGUGCUGCCCACUUCAGGCAUAUCUGGAAUGGUCUUGAUUAUGAGAACUGCACUAUUAACGUUGUGAAGGUUUUUCCAAGAAACUGAGUAAAAUGUUAAUGGCAACUUUAACAACAUCAAAUUCUAAGGGGGAAAAAUGUUAGACUGCCCACAUAGCGUGUCGUAGCAGAGAAAAUGCAACAUCUCCUGAACUGCUGCUCUAACGACUUCAGAAGUCACUGAUUCAGCACUAAUUUCCUACCAUGAAAUUCAUCUUUUAUUUUUGCAAUGGAUAUGUUCUUCUAUUAAUUGUUUCACUAAUGAAAGUUCUGACUUAGUUACAUGAAACUUGGAAUUUUAAAAAU
Messenger RNA from Nycticebus coucang (slow loris), 2049 nucleotides. RefSeq names its product deoxyribose-phosphate aldolase (gene DERA). Gene Ontology annotation, cellular component: cytoplasm. The transcript is spliced from 9 exons. Gene Ontology annotation, biological process: deoxyribonucleotide catabolic process; carbohydrate catabolic process. NCBI's taxonomy places the organism in Eukaryota, Metazoa, Chordata, Mammalia, Primates, Lorisidae. Gene Ontology annotation, molecular function: deoxyribose-phosphate aldolase activity. Bases 577 to 1533 code for a protein of 318 amino acids. The record is from RefSeq and is a predicted model, not a curated record.